Molecule: messenger RNA, 1654 nt
Organism: Heterobasidion irregulare TC 32-1
Lineage: Eukaryota; Fungi; Basidiomycota; Agaricomycetes; Russulales; Bondarzewiaceae
Product: glycoside hydrolase family 27 protein
Exons: 20
Coding region: 24-1529 (501 amino acids)
Biological process (GO): carbohydrate metabolic process
Molecular function (GO): hydrolase activity, hydrolyzing O-glycosyl compounds
Source: RefSeq, a predicted model, not a curated record
CACGCGCGCGCUCGCCAUCGACGAUGAGCUCUGGUCUGCCACUGGCCGUCGACGGGCGCGGCCUGCCCAGCGAGAAGCAGCGAGAGGGCUGCCCCGCGCCUUCUCUUCCAUUCCCCCCCGCUCUCUUAUACCCCUCCGCUCCUCCACACGUCUCCUCCCCGCCCGCCCGCGCUGCCCGAUACGCAGCCAUGCUCCUCUCCGCCGCUCUCCUCUCCCUCUCCCUCGCCCUCGCCCUCCGCGCGCCUCCCUUCCGCGAUCACACAUCCGCCCCUCUGGGCGCAGCUCACGCCCUCCACGACCGCGUCGGUAAGCUCCCCGCCAUGGGCUACAACACCUGGAACGCCUACCACUGCGCCAUCAACGAGUCCAUCAUCCUCCAGACAGCCCGCCUCGUAAAGUCCCUCGGCCUCGCAGACCUCGGCUACGACCACAUCAACCUCGACGACUGCUGGGCAGAGAAGAACCGCUCCGCCGACGGCGCCGUCCUCGCCAAUAAACAGGACUUUCCCUCGGGCCUCAAGAACCUCACCGACGAGAUACACGCCCUCGGCCUCAAAGCCGGCAUCUACAGCGACUCGGGCUGGUUCACCUGCCAGCUCUAUCCCGGCUCCUUCCAGCAUGAAGAACAGGACGCGCGCACGUUCGUCGACUGGGGGUUCGAUUAUCUCAAGUACGACAACUGCGCAGUCCCAUUCGACGACGUCCUGCGUCAGGGCAUGGUCGGCAAGUACGAGCGCAUGGCGGACGCGAUACAAAAGGUCGCCAAGGAGACGGGCGCGCCGCCGCUCCUGUUCUCGCUCUGCCAGUGGGGCCGCGAGCAGCCGUGGCUGUGGGCGCGCGAGUUUGGCCAGAGCUGGCGGACGACGGACGAUAUAGGCCCGCAUUGGGACGCGAUGUCGAGCAUCAUCAACCAGAACUCGUUUUAUUCAUGGGCGUCCGAUUUCUACGGGCACAACGACAUGGACAUCCUCGAAGUCGGCAACGGGGACCUCACGUACGACGAGGCAAAGUCGCAUUAUACCGCAUGGGCGCUCAUGAAGAGCCCGCUGCUCAUCGGGACCGACCUCACGAGCAUCACGGCCGAGACGCUCGAGAUCCUCUCGAACCGCGAGAUCAUCGCGAUCAACCAGGACCCCGUCGUCGGCACGGGCCUCACGCCCUUCCGCUGGGGCCGAAACCCCGAUUGGACGAACGACUACACGUACCCGGCGCAGUACUGGAGCGGCCGCUCGCAGAACGGGACCGUGUUCAUGCUCCUGAACGUGCUCGACGAACCGGCGGACAUGACGUUUAGCCUUACCGAGUCGCCGUGGAUCCGCGCGGGGAGGCAGUACAGCGUCCGGGACCUCUGGGCGCACACCGACAACGGCACCGCGGUGCGCAACUUUACGGCCGCGGCUGUGCCCGCGCACGGCGUCGUCGCGCUGCUGCUGCGCGAUGCCGGCGACGAGCCAGCGGGCCUUAGCCCGCCGUGCGCGGUCAUCGAGUGGUGCAUGGCGCCGAACGGGACGCGGUACGACGGGCAGUGAGCGCGCGGGCGCGGUGGCGGGGGCGGGGGCGGUGGCGGUGGCGGGGAAAUCCUGAUUCUUGUUCGAGUUUGUUGUUCGUCGUUCUGCGUCUGUGUGUUUUCUUGUGCGUCGCGUGUGUACGAUUG